UCAUCAGGCUCAGCUCCAGCAGAGCAGGAGGGAGAGGUUUUUACCUGCACCGAGCUCCCCAUCAGGUGCAGGAGCAGGAGGAACAGAGGAGAAGGCAGUGUCAGGCAUCCCAGACACAGGUGCAGCAUGGCAUCUCUGCUGGACAACAUAGCCAGACCUUCUGCUGUCAUUCUGCAGCUCUCUGUGGUGCUUGGUGUAGUCUUUGUGCUGCUGAAGGUGGCCCAAUUCUACCAGAAGAGGAAGAAACUCAUCAAAGCUCUGGAAGUAUUCCCUGGUCCCCCGAAACACUGGCUCUAUGGCCACAAUCACCUGAUAACUACUGAAAACAUAUUAAAUCAGUUAUUGUUAUGGGGCAAUGAAUAUCCCUAUGCCUUUCCAAGAUGGUUUGGACCAGUCCUGCCUACUCUAAUAGUCCACCAUCCUGACUAUGCCAAAGUCAUAGUUAGCCAAACAGAACACAAACCCAGUGUACCCUACAAAUUCUUAACUCCCUGGAUUGGGGAGGGACUGUUGAUUUUGGAGGGAGCCAAAUGGUUCCAGCAUCGGAAGCUGAUCACCCCGGCUUUUCAUUAUGAUGCGCUGAAAACUUAUGUGACCCUGAUGUCAGACUCAGUCAAAGUGAUGCUGGAUAAAUGGGAAAAGAAGAACACAGACAGGAAGUCGGUGGAGCUCUUUCAAGACGUCAGCUUGAUGACACUAGACAGCAUCAUGAAGUGUGCCUUCAGUUAUAAUGCCAACUGCCAGACUGAGAGCAACUCAGACUAUUAUAUCAGGGCUGUUUAUGACCUGAGCUACCUCCUGAGCAAUAGAAUCCAGAAUUUUUCUUACAAGGAUGUCUUCUAUAACUUGACUCGCCAAGGCAGGGAGUUUCAGGAUGCCUGCAAGCGGGCCCAUACCCACACAGAUAAGGUAAUCAAAGAAAGAAAGAUGUUGUUCUCCAGUGAGAAGGACUAUGACAAGAUCCAGAAGAAGAAACACCUGGAUUUUCUGGACAUUCUUCUUUGUACCAAGGAUGCAAAUGGAGUUGGGCUAUCUGAUGAAGACCUGCGGGCUGAGGUGGACACGUUCAUGUUUGAGGGUCAUGAUACCACAGCCAGUGGGAUCUGCUGGCUCUUGUACUGCAUGUCAUUAUAUCCAGAGUACCAGCAACGGUGCAGGGAGGAGAUCCGGGGAAUCUUGGGAGACCGAGAUACUGUUGAGUGGGAGGACCUCGGGAAGAUGAAUUACAUCACGAUGUGCGUCAAAGAGAGCUUGCGCCUGUUCCCACCGGUUCCUUCUGUGUCCCGACGCCUGCAUAAACCUGUCACGUUUCCUGAUGGACGCAGCUUGCCAGCAGGCUGCCAGGUUGCACUGAACAUAUUUGCUAUUCACAGGAACCGGGAUGUGUGGGAGGACCCCGAGGUCUAUGAUCCCCUGAGGUUUUCUCCAGAGAACUCAGCACAGAGGCAUUCCCAUGCUUUCCUCCCUUUCUCUGCUGGAUCCAGGAACUGCAUCGGGCAGCAGUUUGCCAUGAAUGAGAUUAAGGUGGCGCUGGCCCUGACCCUGCUCCGCUUUGAGCUCUGCCCUGACCCAUCCAACCCUCCCACACUGACACCGCAGAUCAUCCUCAGGUCCAGCAGUGGGGUCCAUGUGCAUCUGAAGAAGAUCCACUGAUCCCCUGAGGUACCCCAGCAUGGGUCAAGACCUAUCCCAAGGACCACCCUUUAUCCAGACGGGAACACCAACCAGACUCACCCUGGCCACCUCAGACCUCUCCCACAUUAACCUCCUGCUGCUGUCCAGGGGGGCACACUGAGCCCUUUCAUACACACACUGAACCCAGCAGGUCCAGGUCCCCUCCUUGCACCAGGAAUAGCACUGCCAAGUGGGUUUCAGAGCACAGCUAUGGCUCAAGCUUCAUCUCCAUGGGCAUCCUCCAUGUCCUGCUCAUCUCCUCACACACUGCCUGAUGGCACCUCUGUCACCCUCAUGUCUAUAUGCAUUGUUACCAGUUCCCUGCUUGGGCAUGACAAUGAAACCAGCAAGGGUUGUAUGGCUGUCUAAAGCCUGAACACUGUCCCAGCACAAUAUCCCUCUCCUACCCACA
Molecule: messenger RNA, 2086 nt
Organism: Neopsephotus bourkii (Bourke's parrot)
Lineage: Eukaryota; Metazoa; Chordata; Aves; Psittaciformes; Psittacidae
Product: cytochrome P450 4B1-like
Exons: 12
Coding region: 127-1653 (508 amino acids)
Molecular function (GO): heme binding; iron ion binding; oxidoreductase activity, acting on paired donors, with incorporation or reduction of molecular oxygen
Source: RefSeq, a predicted model, not a curated record